AUUAUUAAAUCGAAUCGUAAAUACACGAUGGUUGUUUCUUUGCACGAGGCCAAUGAGCCGUGUUCAUUGCGUGUUGCCAUUGAGGGUCCCAGUUUCAAUGAGUCCAAAGUUGUUAAUUUACAACCAUACGAAUCGAAGCUAAUACAGUUUUUGCCGAAAAAAUUAAUACAAGGUAAUUACAAGUUAAAAGUUGAAGGCUUAUCAGGUCUGAGUUUUAAAAACGAAAGUCGUUUAAACGUUGAACCAAAUUAUGGUCCCAAAAUUUACAUACAAACCGAUAAGGCGGUCUAUAAACCUCAGGAUUUGGUGAAAUUUAGAGUUGUGAUAUUGGAUGAACAUACAAGGCCGUUAAAUAUUGUUGAACCAGUAGGUGUGGAUAUAUUGGAUACAGAUGCUAAUCGUGUUAAACAAUUUAGCAACCUCUCUCUAACAAAUGGUGUUUAUACUGGGCAAUUCCAAUUGUCCAAAUAUCCGGCCUUAGGAAUUUGGAAAAUUAAGGCUGUUCUUGGUGGAAGAUAUGCUUACUCCAACCAUAAAAAUAUUAAAAUAUUCAACUAUGUGCUGCCAAAAUUCAGUGUGUACCUAAAAACUCCUUCGGAUAUUGUUUUGGAUGAUAAAUACGUUAAGGUGGUAAUUUUUGGAAAAUAUACAUUUGAUAGACAUGUAGAAGGCAAUGCCUCAGUUGAAUUGUGGAAAAAUUAUGAAAGUACACUGUUGCAAACCAAACAUAUUGACAUAGAAAAUUUAGGUUUUGUCGAGUUCAAUAUUAAAAAUGAAAAGGAUGUUAAUGAUGCCUACAGUCUAACCAUCAAGGCUAAACUCACUGACAAGCACACGGGAACAACUGAAACCGAAAAGAAAAAUAUAGACUUGCAUAGGCAACGUUAUAAUUUGGUGAUUCCUUACGAAGCAAUAGAAUUUGAAAAUAACAAACCGUAUCGCCUGAAUGUUUAUGUGAAACAUUGGACUGGAGCUGCUGUUUUGGAUCACAAGACGCCAGUUACCAUGGAACAUGGAGAUGUUGUGUAUGAAGCAUUUUUGGAUGAAAAUGGUGUUGCGACUUUUGAGUUUGAACACGUUAAAAAUGCAAAUCAUAAAUUCCAAUUUAAAGAUUCCCAGGGAAUGUUGCCCAAUAUUUACGUAAACGAAAACUUAAUGUUGAACAAUAGGGAAUUCUAUUGUCGUCUGAAAUUGUUGGAUGAAAAGUAA
Molecule: messenger RNA, 1209 nt
Organism: Calliphora vicina (urban bluebottle blowfly)
Lineage: Eukaryota; Metazoa; Arthropoda; Insecta; Diptera; Calliphoridae
Product: thioester-containing protein 1 allele S3-like
Exons: 2
Coding region: 28-1209 (393 amino acids)
Molecular function (GO): endopeptidase inhibitor activity
Source: RefSeq, a predicted model, not a curated record